UAGAUUGUUUCUGGUUAUGGCAAGCUGUACAAAAUUUUAUCGGGCUUAAUCUUCAUCCAGCAAAUCAUGAUCAACUGGAAAAGUCAUGGGAUCUUUGAAUAUUGCUGUGACCAAUGGGGCCUUUGAGUCAAAACUGUUGAGAAUCACCUUGAAGCAAUCCAUUCAGCUGGGGGAAGUGACACAUCACUGGCUUAUUACUUACGGUAAAUCAACCCUAACCGUAGUGUGUGAAUGGUACUGUAGGUACAUUUUAAAUGAUUUUAUAUAACAAGUUUUAGAAGAGGAAGUUGAUAGCUUUUAGAUCUAGUGAUUCAUAGCUCUUCUAGGUUUAGUUCUUCCUGUAGGUGUGUGUGCUUGAAAUCUACAAUUGGUUUAGCUAAUCUCUCAUGACUGUGCUCGUUUUAAGACUAAAUGUCAAGCAUAUGACUGCUCUAAGGACAACAAUAAUACAUUACCUCUGUUACCCUCUGAAAGAGCAUAGACACACAAAUAACAGGCCUACAUUAGACAUCACGAAGUGAGGAAUUGAUUUGAGAAUGGGAUCUCCUCAGUGGCUUCACAUCAUUCAUAGUGUCCCGGGGGGGAAGGAGGGACUUCUGUGGUUUUGUAAAAAAAUCGUUUUGAUUUAACAACACCAUGACCGUCUGUAUUAAUAUGUUGUGCUGAUGCUUCACAUUCAAAGUCUGCUCAAAGUUAGCAGAAGAACUCGUACCAUCUGAAAUUAUUCUAGUCAUGUCAUCACCGUUAUGCAUUCUGUCUCAAAAUGAGAACCUCUCUGUAUCUUUCGGUGGUUCUGGCUUUCUAUCUACAUACCAGCUCGGUGCUGCACAGAGUCUUCUGGAUAACGCCGCCUGGAUCCUGCGAGGAGCUCCGAGGGUCUACGGCGCGUCUGCUGGUUCCCUGGUCGCUGCAGCGGUCGUCUGUGGCUCCAGUCUCGAACAUGUUCGAGACCAGCUUUUGGAGUUUGUGCGAUUUACCCAACAGCAUCCUCUCGGUCUUCUCAGUCCCACGGUGGAUAUUUUCCGGUGGCUGGAGGUCACACUGCAGCGCUGUCUGCCUGAUAACGCACACACUCUGGCCAGCGGCCGUCUGCACGUCUCCGUGACUCGCAUCUCUGAUGGAAAAAACCUCAUCGUGUCAGAAUUUAAUUCCAGCGAUGAGCUUAUUAAAGCACUUUUGUGUAGUUGUUUUGUCCCUGUAUAUUCUGGAGUGAUCCCACCGCAGUAUAAAGGUGAGCACUAUAUGGAUGGAGGUUUCACAAACAUCCAGCCCUUCGAGGAUUCCUCUCGCACCCUCACCAUCUCACCGUUUGCUGGAAACAUGGACAUCUGUCCGUUUGAUACCUGCACCAUCCUGUGCGAUGCCAUCAUCCAGCGGCUCUCCUUCCAGUGCUCCGUCACCAACUUCAUCAGGCUGGUGGACGCCUUGUUUCCUCGAGACUGGAGGAUUCUGAAGAGGGCUUUCUACAGUGGAUACCAAGAUACCGUGUACUUCCUGCAGCAGAGCAAUGCACUGCCGCUAUAUCCUCAACAGAGAAGGGAGUCUGAUGCGUCCGAUGAUUCAGUGAGCUCAGGUCACUGGAUGCUGACUCAGUCUGAUCGUGCAGAGGAAGAGGAAUCCCAUCAAAACGGCCCUGGACCACCUGCAGUCAAUGGGGUUUGUUCAUCUGCGAGUCCAUCUUAUCAAGAGCCGACAGUACAACAGAACUCACCAGCAGAGGUUCAGGAAGUGCUGUUGGGUAAUAUGGUGGGGCAGCUGGAGAUCAUGAGUGAUUCGGAUGUGGCUUUACCUCAGUGGGCGCUCUCAUACCUGCUCUUACUCUUCACACUGCCAAUCUGGAGUGCCACCACCUUAUGGGACAGAUAUCAGAAAUGGAUCACUAAUGCUAUGACUGUGGCAUACUGGCUCUGGCACGGUAUUAAAAUCUUCAUGAUUUUUGUACUCAAAAUUGUACUGUCCUCCACAAGAAAAGCCUUUGGAGAUAUGAUGCUCAGUCUGAUCAGUUUCAUACCUGCGCAAGUUCACCAUGAACACCAUGAGAGACACGUGAUGACCUCCUCGGAUCUGAAUGGGCACGUCUCCGCUGUCUUCCCGCCGACUCCAUCCAUGGCACAAACCCUCACAAAGCUCUUCACACUCCUGUUUUCACUAGAGACAGAGAGCAAGUGGAGAAGACGCAAGAUAGAGGUGCAACACACAUUACAGCAGCACGUGGCCGAAGUGAAAAGAAAUUAAAAACAUGCAAGCAUUGCGAGAUGGUUAAGGUUCCUCAACACAGAGUGAAACUGAUAUAUUAAACUGUGCUGCUUCAGAAAGUUUCAUUGUUUUAAUGCAAAGUGCUGAAUACUAACAUACGACUAGCAUUGGGACAGCGCUCUAGAUUAUUAGUGUCCUUCUGUUUUUAAAGACCCCAUGACAUUUGGUAAUGUCUUAAGAGCCCAUGUUUUUGCUGGUGAACAAAAAUAAUUCUAGACAAUAUAAGAAAAAAAAAAAAAGGAUUUUACUAAAUGUAUUUUAGGGCUGUCUUAGUUAAAAUAUACAAAUAUUUCUAUAUUAUUUUUAAUAAUAUUAGUAUUUUUCUAAACAUUCACAUUUACUAGGUUUUAUAACAUUACUAUUCCAUUCUAUUAUUUAUAGCAACAGUAGUAGCAGUAAGAAAAAAAAAACCUUUAUAAAUAUCAAUCUCAGUUAUGCUGUCAACUUUUCCUGUUUUAACAUUUUGCUUUAGUGUUAUGAAAAUAAAAUAGCCACUUGUGGGUUUUGUUUGCUCAGUAAUGAACUUCAUAUUUUUCUC
Molecule: messenger RNA, 2794 nt
Organism: Carassius auratus (goldfish)
Lineage: Eukaryota; Metazoa; Chordata; Actinopteri; Cypriniformes; Cyprinidae
Product: 1-acylglycerol-3-phosphate O-acyltransferase Pnpla3-like
Exons: 9
Coding region: 733-2235 (500 amino acids)
Biological process (GO): triglyceride catabolic process; lipid homeostasis
Cellular component (GO): lipid droplet; membrane; cytoplasm
Molecular function (GO): triacylglycerol lipase activity
Source: RefSeq, a predicted model, not a curated record